Oryctolagus cuniculus (rabbit) is the source of this 1489-nucleotide messenger RNA. It is a transcript of the gene PRIM1, whose product is annotated as DNA primase subunit 1. Gene Ontology annotation, biological process: DNA replication, synthesis of primer. Lineage: Eukaryota; Metazoa; Chordata; Mammalia; Lagomorpha; Leporidae. The record is from RefSeq and is a predicted model, not a curated record.
ACGCGCCUGCGCAGUAGUGGGCGCUCGGGUCGUGCCGUUCCCGCCAAUUCUUGCGGUAACCCUGCCUGGACCUGGUUCUGCGCUCAUGGAGUCGUUUGACCCAGCCGAGCUGCCCGAGCUGCUUAAGCUUUAUUACCGGAGGCUGUUCCCCUACGCGCAGUAUUACCGCUGGCUCAACUAUGGCGGAGUGGUAAAGAAUUACUUCCAGCACCGUGAAUUUUCGUUCACUUUGAAAGAUGAUAUUUACAUUCGCUACCAGUCCUUCAACAACCAGAAUGACCUGGAAAAGGAGAUGCAGAAAAUGAACCCAUACAAGAUUGAUAUAGGCGCAGUGUAUUCCCACAGACCCAGUCAACACAGUACCGUGAAGCUGGGCGCUUUCCAGGCUCAGGAGAAAGAGCUGGUGUUCGACAUCGACAUGACUGACUACGACGACGUGAGGCGAUGUUGUAGUUCCGCAGACAUUUGUUCCAAGUGCUGGACCCUCAUGACCAUGGCCAUACUCAUCAUCGACCGAGCGUUGAAGGAGGACUUUGGAUUUAAGCAUCGUCUCUGGGUGUAUUCUGGAAGGAGAGGUGUUCAUUGUUGGGUCUGCGAUGAAUCGGUUAGGAAAUUGUCCUCCGCAGUGCGUUCUGGAAUAGUUGAGUAUUUGAGUCUUGUAAAGGGCGGUCAAGACGUUAAGAAGAAAGUUCACCUAAAUGAAAAAGUUCACCCUUUUGUCAGAAGAUCCAUAAACAUAAUUAAAAAAUACUUUGAAGAAUAUGCCUUGGUUGGUCAAGAUAUUCUUGAAAAUAAAGAAAGCUGGGAUAAGAUAUUAGCCCUUGUUCCUGAAGCAAUUCAUGCUGAUCUUCAACAAGGCUUCCAGAAGUGUCACAGCUCUCUUCAGCGUUGGGAGCACCUGAAGAAAACAAUAGCCAAACAUCAGAAUAACACCAAAAACGACAAAUGUGCACCCUGGCUGGAGUGGGAGAUUAUGCUGCAGUACUGUUUUCCACGGCUGGAUAUCAAUGUUAGCAAAGGAAUCAAUCAUUUACUGAAGAGCCCUUUCAGUGUGCAUCCUAAAACAGGUCGCAUUUCUGUGCCCAUUAAUUUACAGAAAGUGGACCAGUUUGAUCCGUUUACUGUUCCAACCAUAAGCUCCAUCUGCCGUGAGUUAGAUGCCAUUUCCAACAAUGAAGAGGAAAAAGAGGAGAAUGAAGCUGAAUCAGAUAUCAAACGUAGAACCAGAGAUUAUAAGAAGACCAGUCUGGCACCUUAUGUCAAAGUUUUUGAACAGUUUCUUGAAAACCUCGAUAAAUCCCGAAAAGGAGAACUCCUCAAGAAGAGUGAUUUACAAAAAGAUUUCUGAAGACAGCGUGCCUCAAACCAGUGUGGAUAUCUUCUGUUUUCACCCAACAAUCAAGUAUUUCUAGAGACAUUUUAAUAAAUAUGGCAGAACUGUGUAGGCAUCUUCAUGCUCAAAGUAAAAUUUUCUUUUCUUGAGAAGUAA